Euleptes europaea (tarantolino) is the source of this 3471-nucleotide messenger RNA. RefSeq names its product 2'-5'-oligoadenylate synthase 3-like. The transcript has 19 exons. Gene Ontology annotation, molecular function: double-stranded RNA binding; 2'-5'-oligoadenylate synthetase activity. Gene Ontology annotation, biological process: regulation of ribonuclease activity; negative regulation of viral genome replication; defense response to virus. Bases 1 to 3471 code for a protein of 1156 amino acids. Lineage: Eukaryota; Metazoa; Chordata; Lepidosauria; Squamata; Sphaerodactylidae. Gene Ontology annotation, cellular component: membrane; nucleoplasm; cytosol. The record is from RefSeq and is a predicted model, not a curated record.
AUGGAACUGUACACGACAGAAGCGAGGAAGCUGGAUACGUUCAUCUCUGAAAACCUCCAGCCCAAUGAGGAGUUCCUGGGCAAAGCGCGCCGGGCCAUUGACAUCUUCUGCGAGUUCCUGUGGGAGAAUUGCUUCAAAGAUGCAGCUCCGCCCCAGCCCCGGGUCAUGAAGGUGAUCAAGGGAGGCUCGUUGGGAAAAGGCACGGCUUUCAGAGGGGGCUCAGAAGCCAACCUUGUGGUGUUUCUCAGCGUCUUCAAGGAUUACAUAGAUCAGGACACAAAACAGAAGGAGAUCGUCCAAGAGAUUGGGAGGAGUUUUGAAGAAUUCAAGGAAAAGAACAAGGAGCGUUUAAGUGUAACUUUUGAGGCAUCCAUGUGGCUGAAGCCCCGCAUGCUCAGCUUCACAGUCUGCUCUGAUGACCUUGGGGAUUCGAUUGAGUUUGACGUGUUGCCAGCAUUUGAUGCUCUCGGCCAGUACAAAAAAGGCUCCAGGCCUGAUCCUCAGGUGUACGUGGACUUGAUCAAAAGCUGCCCCCGAGGUGGUGAGUUCUCCACUUGCUUCACGGAGCUGCAGAAGGAAUUCAUCAAAGCCCGGCCCCCCAAAUUGAAGAGCCUCAUCUGCCUGCUGAAAUACUGGUACAAAAAGUAUGUCCAUCCACACAAAACGAAGCUCCAAGACGGGGAGUCACUCCCCCCAAAGUAUGCGCUGGAGCUGCUGGCUGUCUAUGCCUGGGAGCAAGGAAGUCUAGAGACAGAUUUCGACAUGGCAGAAGGAUUUCGGACGGUGUUGCUGCUCCUUCAGCAAUACAGGCAGCUCUGCAUCUUUUGGACCACAUUCUAUGAUUUUGAGAAUGAGACCCUGAAAUCGUACUUGCUCAGCCAGCUCCAGAAGCCCAGACCUGUCAUCCUGGACCCAGCCGAUCCAACUGGGAUUGUGGGCGAGGGGAGCCGCUGGGAUCUGCUUGCACAAGAAGCUGAACAUUGCUCUCGUCAGAAAUGCUACCUUCCUCAUUGGGAUGUGUUGGUUCAGGAGUCGUCCACAGUGUUCUCCGCUGCUGGCAUCUCUGCCCCCGUGGAGCUGUAUGAGACGCCCUCCUGGAAGGUGGAUAAGUUCAUCUUCGACCACCUGCAGCCCGACAAGGAGUUCUUGAGCCAAGUGCGCUGGGCCAUCGACAUCAUCUGCGAGUUCCUGAAGAAGAACUGCUUCAAAGAAGCCACCCUGCCCCAGGUCCGGAAGGUGGUCAAGGGAGGCUCAUCAGGGAAAGGCACAGCUCUGAAAGGGGGCUCGGAUGCCGAUCUUGUGGUGUUUCUCAGCGUCUUCAAGCGAUACAAGGACCAGAUGUCACACCGGAAGGAGAUGAUCGAGGAGAUUAAGAGGAGACUCGAAGAAUUCAAGAACAAAGAUGAAAAGAAUAUAGAUGUAACAUUUGAGCAGUCCAAGUGGAGCAACCCCCGUGUGCUCAGCUUCACGCUUCACUCUGAUUACUUCAGGGAUUCGAUUGAGUUUGAUGUGCUGCCAUCCUUUGAUGCACUUGGUGUGUAUGUUUGCCCUCCCCCACCCCCACCCCAAGUGUACAUUGACCUGAUCACCAGUGGCUGCCAAGGGGGUGAGUUCUCCACCUGCUUCACUGAGUUACAGAAGGAAUUCAUCAUUGACCGGCCACCUAAACUGAAGAGCCUAAUUCGCCUGCUGAAACACUGGUACAAGGAGGUACAGCAGCUUGACAACAGUGCCUGGGCUUUGUCACUCCCCCCAGAAUAUGCGCUGGAGCUGCUGGCUGUCUAUGCCUGGGAGAAAGGAAGUGGAAAGACAGGUUUUGACAUGGCAGAAGGAUUUCGGACAGUACUUUGGCUCCUCCAGCAGUACAAGGAGCUCUGCAUAUUUUGGACAAAAUACUAUGACUUUAAGAACGAGACCCUUGGACGAUAUCUGAUAAGCCAGCUCCGAAAGCCCAGACCUGUCAUCCUGGACCCAGCUGACCCAACUGGGAUUGUGGGUGAAGGGAGCCGCUGGGAUCUACUUGCACAAGAAGCUGAAUAUUGUUUGAAACAGAAAUGCUGCACAAACUACUCAGUUCAUCAUUGGGAUGUACCGGCAGAAAUCCAAUGCAAUCCAUGUAAUCUAUGCAGCAGGUGCGAUGGGGGGAAGAAGCGAUUUACCCCAGCUACCAAUUUGGAAUUAGUAGACCUCUUCCAGACGCUUAUCAGACGAGAGUUCCAGAACAACCGGCGUUGUUUCAGCGUGGGCGGGGCAGCCCUCCAAUCUGCCCAGCUGAUUGGCGGGCCGGCUGCAUCCCCGGCUGCUCGGCGACAGCUGCGGGGGCGUGUCAUUUGCCCGCGGCUGGCUUAUCACUGUGUUCAGGCUCAGGUGACGUCGGCGAUGUUCUCCGCUGCUGGCGUCUCUGCCCCCAUGGAACUCUAUGAGACACUCUCCAGGAGGCUGGAUAAGUUCAUCGCUGACCACCUCCAGCCCAAUGAGAAGUUCUUGAGACAAGUGCGCUGGGCCAUCCACAUCAUCUGUGAUUUCCUGAAGAACAGCUUCAAAGAUGCUGCCCAGCCCCAGGUCCUGAAGGUGGUCAAGGGAGGUUCGUUAGGGAAAGGCACGGCUCUAAAGGGGGGCUCGGAUGCCAAUCUUGUGGUGUUUCUCAGCGUCUUCAAGCGAUACAAAGACCAGGAGUUCCGCCGGGAGGAGAUGAUCCAGGAGAUUGAGAAGAGACUCAUAGAAUUCAAGAACAAAGAUGAAAAUAAUAUAGAUGUCAUGUUUGAGCAGUCCAGGGGGCCAAACCCCCGUGUGCUCAGCUUCACGCUUCACUCUGAUUACUUCAGGGAUUCGAUUGAGUUUGAUGUGCUGCCAGCCUUUGAUGCUCUUGGUCAAAGAAUAAGUCCUAAGCCUCCCCCACCCCCACCCCAAGUGUACAUUGACCUGAUCACCAGUGGCUGCCAAGGGGGUGAGUUCUCCACCUGCUUCACUGAGUUACAGAAGGAAUUCAUAGUUGACCGGCCACCUAAACUGAAGAGCCUCAUCCGCCUGCUGAAACAUUGGUACAAAAAGGUACAGCAGCUUGACAAGAGUUACAAAUCACUCCCCCCAAAAUAUGUGCUGGAGCUGCUGGCUGUCUAUGCCUGGGAGAAAGGAAGUGGAAAGACAGAUUUUGACAUGGUAGAAGGAUUUCGGACAGUACUUUGGCUCCUCCAGCAGUACAAGGAGCUCUGCAUAUUUUGGACAAAAUACUAUGACUUUAAGAACGAGACCCUUGGACGAUAUCUGAUAGGCCAGCUCCGGAAGCCCAGACCUGUCAUCCUGGACCCAGCUGACCCAACUGGGAUUGUGGGAGAGGGGAGCCGCUGGGAUCUACUUGCACAAGAAGCUGAAUAUUGUUUGAAACAGAAAUGCUGCACAAACUACUCAGUUCAUCAUUGGGAUGUACCGGUCAUGAAGGAGGAAGAGCAGUCCUACUGCACCAUACUGUGA